GUAGUUGAUCAUUAGCAUCAUCAGAAAUAUUGAAUUGAUCAGAACUAAUCAAUGGAGGAGACUAUAAUUAAUAGUAGCACAAAGAAAUUAGUACCGGAAGUGGUGCUAAAUUCAGGCCACAAGAUGCCAGUGCUUGGGUUAGGGACAGGUAAAGUGCCUCCAACACCAACUGAUGAGCUCGUCCCCAUUCUCGUCGAUGCCAUUGAGGCCGGCUACCGCCAUAUCGACACUGCCGCUUUCUACCAAACCGAAGAAGCCGUCGGUCUAGCCGUGGUCCGAGCGAAAGAGCGAGGUCUUAUCAAGAACCGGGAUGACAUGUUCAUCACUUCCAAGCUGUGGUGUACUGAUGCUUAUCCUGAUGGUGUUCUCCCAGCCCUCAAAACCUCACUCCAGAGGCUGGGGCUGGAGUACGUGGAUCUGUACCUGAUUCAUUGGCCGUUGAGGCUGAAACAUGGAGUCCCAGGAUUUGAACUAACUAAAGAAGAUAUGAUACCCUUUGAUAUAACGGGGACAUGGGCGGCCAUGGAAGAAAUUUCCAGGUUAGGCUUAGCCAAGUCUAUUGGCGUUAGCAAUUUCGGCACCUUAAAGCUCUCUCAAAUCCUUCACAAUGCCACCAUCCCCCCGGCGGUUAACCAGGUCGAAAUGAACCCUUCGUGGCAGCAAGGAAAACUGCGAGACUUCUGUAAAGAGAAAGGAAUUCAUGUGACUGCGUGGUCUCCCUUGGGACUUUAUGGAACUCCUCAGCUUAACAAUGCUGGGAUUGAUUAUUCCGUUCUCGAGGACCUCGCUGCUGCCAAAGGGAGGACUGUGCCACAGAUUAUACUGAGAUCCAUCGUCCAGCAAGGAGCAAGUGCAGUUCCGAGGACCUUCAACAAGGAGCGGAUGAAGCCGAACCUUGACAUAUUCGAUUGGGAACUAAAUGAAGAUGAAAUGAACAAGAUCAAGCAGAUUCCCCAGCGCAGGCUGUGUUCCGCAGAGUUCUUUGUUUCCGAAACCGGACCUUGCAAGUCACUCGACCAACUCUGGGAUAAUGACCCCUAAGCUCUAUGCUACCCAAUGUUCUAAAAGUUUCCGCAGUGCUUGGCGUUAGGCAAAUGGUCUAAUUCCUAUGUGUUUUAAAAAUAAAUAAAUAAUGGAAUUUAAACUUUGCCUAGGCGCCUGCCCGCUUAAGUCACAACUCUCACUUAGACAGAAAAUAAGUUACUUCCAUUUUGCGCUUUUUUUUCAAUAAAUUGAAAGAAACUUGUUGGAUACGUAGAUGAACACUAAUUAUAUGUUUGUUCCCAUGUCUUCAGUAUGUUACUUUAUAAUUUAUGUGU
Messenger RNA from Malus domestica (apple), 1319 nucleotides. RefSeq names its product methylecgonone reductase-like. Gene Ontology annotation, cellular component: cytosol. Gene Ontology annotation, molecular function: aldose reductase (NADPH) activity. The record is from RefSeq and is a predicted model, not a curated record. NCBI's taxonomy places the organism in Eukaryota, Viridiplantae, Streptophyta, Magnoliopsida, Rosales, Rosaceae.